GGGGGGCGGGGCAGAGGCUCACUCGGCGUUGCUGAACAGGGAGCUCAGCCGACUCCAGCAGAGGGACAGUGGGAUAUGACACCCGCCACAAUCCGCUCCCAUCCUCCUCCGCCCUCGGCUCAGCGAGCCUGACAAACAGCGGAUCAGAAACAGCAUCGCUCCAGCUUUCAGACAAGCUGAGUAUCGGUUCACCGAAAGCAUGGAUCUGCGAGUGGGGAGUAAAUACCGGCUUGGCCGCAAGAUCGGCAGCGGCUCCUUUGGGGACAUUUACCUCGGUUCUAACAUCGCUACAGGGGAGGAGGUGGCCAUCAAACUGGAGUGUGUGAAAACCAAACAUCCACAGCUUCACAUCGAGAGCAAGUUCUACAAGAUGAUGCAGGGAGGAGUGGGGAUACCUUCUAUAAAGUGGUGUGGAGCUGAGGGUGAUUAUAAUGUGAUGGUGAUGGAGUUACUUGGCCCUAGUCUGGAGGACCUCUUCAACUUCUGCUCCAGAAAGUUCAGCCUGAAAACAGUCCUCCUGCUUGCUGACCAAAUGAUCAGCAGAAUCGAGUACAUCCACUCCAAGAACUUCAUCCACCGGGACGUGAAGCCGGAUAACUUCCUGAUGGGUCUGGGGAAGAAGGGAAACCUCGUUUACAUUAUUGACUUCGGCCUGGCCAAGAAGUACAGAGACGCCCGAACACACCAGCACAUCCCCUACCGCGAGAACAAGAACCUGACCGGCACCGCCCGCUACGCCUCCAUCAACACACACCUCGGCAUAGAGCAGUCUCGGCGGGAUGAUCUGGAGUCUCUGGGCUACGUGCUGAUGUACUUUAACCUGGGCUCUCUGCCCUGGCAGGGUCUGAAAGCCGCCACCAAGAGGCAGAAAUACGAACGAAUCAGCGAGAAGAAAAUGUCCACCCCCAUCGAGGUGCUGUGUAAAGGCUACCCCUCCGAGUUCUCCACGUAUCUGAAUUUCUGCCGCUCGCUGCGGUUCGAUGAUAAGCCGGAUUACUCGUACCUGCGGCAGCUCUUCAGAAACCUCUUCCACAGACAGGGAUUCUCUUACGACUACGUGUUCGACUGGAACAUGCUCAAAUUCGGAGCGAGUCGAGCAGUGGAUGAGGGUGAUCGAGAGCGGAGAGGUGAAGAGAGGGAUAGUGGAGUGGUGCGGGGGUCAGGAGUCAGAGGACACGCCUCCUCCGGGCCAAACCGCACCAGAAACGGCCCUGAACAGCCAACUUCCAACCCAGCCUCCCGCAUCCAGCAAUCAGGUAACACAUCGCCACGGGCAGUCUCCCGAGGAGAGCGGGACCGGAAGGUGAGCAUGAGACUGCACCGAGGAGCCAACGUCUCGUCCUCACAGGUCAGCAUGCCAUAUGAGCACCUGGGAAAGUGAGCUGUCCAACCACACACAAAACAACAGGGCUGCAGGACUCCGCCUCCUUCUCCAGAUAUUCUCAGAGAUCGUUUUGUUCUGUUUUUUUUUUUUUAACACUCUGCCUGUGAACCUGACCAGCACAACGGGGGCUGAUCUGCGUGACCCUCCGCUCAAAUGAAGACUCUGCCCCUUUACCCCUUUGUUUCAUCCCACACAUCACUCCUUUACACAUCACUCCUUUACCCAUCAUCCCUCACUCCUGAUCUGUGAUCGCGUGAUAAAGGCUGGGAGAGAAGCUGAACGUUGUUUUUCGUUGGUUUUGAAUGUAAAGGGUUCGACUUUUUUGAGGCGGGUUGGUUUGUACUCUCCAGUUUGGAAUGUUUGUGUACACUUUGUUUGUUUGUUUGUUUGUUUGUUUGUUUUUGUGUGCACAGACGAGCAGUGAUUAUCUUUUAGAGAGAAAUCGGACACAGGUUGGAGGGUUUUUUGUUGGGCUCAGGCUGCACAGUGUAUUGUUUGUAAAUGAUCUUAUUGUCUUCACAUUUAGUGUUGCUGUCCAGAUCAGUUUCUGAGGGCAUUCUGAUAAAUCGGCUUAUUUCUACAAUAAUUUUGGGCAACUUUAAAGGGGAAUUCCACCAAAAAUCUCUGUAGAAUCCAGUGUGUGUGAGAGAAACUAAUUCAGAGUGGAGGUUUAGUUAGAAAUUGUGCUUCACAUUUGAGAAAAUCAAUCUCAAAAAAUUAAGCAUGCAUAAAUAUGGCUAUGACACAUAUAUUUAUAACCUUUUUACUGUCAAAACUCACCAGUAAAUCCUACAGAAGUCUUUUUUUUUCAUAGGUAGAGUUUUAUAUGGAAUGAUGAUGUUGGGAAGAUCUGGGGGAAAAACUAAAUUAUUCCGCACAUCGCCCUGCUGUAUGCAUGCCUCUACCAUUUUAAUCAAAAAUGCAACUUCUAGAAGUGGUUAAACAGUGUAUUCAUAACCAUUAAGUCCCGUGAGGAGCUUCCUUCACCACCACACUACACUCUUCAAUAUGCAUCAAUGCAUUCAUUAUCAAUCUCUUCAGGCUGCAGCAGUUGAGCUCCGCCCGUUUACCUUAUAAUUCAAGUUUAAAAGGGGUGUUUUGCUUUUUGAAUGAGUGCAGCCAAUAGAAAUUGUUGAUGUUUGAUGCAGAAUACAGAAACAUUGUACCAUAAGCAUAUGUGGAAAAAAUAAAAUGCAAGAAUAUGAA
Molecule: messenger RNA, 2590 nt
Organism: Astyanax mexicanus (Mexican tetra)
Lineage: Eukaryota; Metazoa; Chordata; Actinopteri; Characiformes; Acestrorhamphidae
Product: casein kinase I
Exons: 11
Coding region: 200-1381 (393 amino acids)
Biological process (GO): signal transduction; endocytosis; peptidyl-serine phosphorylation
Cellular component (GO): cytoplasm; nucleus
Molecular function (GO): protein serine/threonine kinase activity; ATP binding
Source: RefSeq, a predicted model, not a curated record